ACUUCGUCUAAUUCACCUCUCCCAAACCUUCCUCUGCUCACUCAGCCAAUAGCUUUCAGCUUCAGGCUUCAGGUACUCUCUACGAAAAUCCAGAAAGAAAUGAAUGACGUUAGAGAUUUGCUAGUGGAUUCUCCUUCUUCAUCACCGCCACAUUUGUUGAAAUACGGUGCUUUUCUCGCAGAUAUCCUGGGGCUUAUUGAGUCAGUUCAGGCAUCUUUGCCUUCAAAUGAAGGGACUCAUGAGCAUAACAAUGAUUUCAAAGCUGUCCAUCCUCUGUUAAAGCCAAAGCAACAAUCGGAUGAACUGGCUGAUUACUUCUUUAUAGAAGAGAUACGCAAGUAUGUAAAGAUCAAGCCCAACAGAUUAGGGAAACAGAACUUCAUGGGAGCUAAUGCAACCUUCACUAGCAUUGGCCACGCUUGUUUUGCCAUGAAGAAAGAGCUUGAAGAGUAUAUGGAUUACGAUGUUGGUGAAAUCUGUAAUGAUGAUUGGAAACUAGCUCAAAAGCUGAUGGUUCAUGGUUGCGAUCCAUUACCCAGAAGGCGAUGCUUCUCCAGAGCUCCUCAACUAUACAUGAAACCAUUCCCCAUCAAUGAGUCAAUGUGGAAGCUUCCUGACAAUCGAAAUGUUCGAUGGAGUCAGUAUAGAUGCAAAAAUUUCACUUGCCUCGCGAAUAAUACAACUCAUAAGGGGUUCUUCAAGUGUGCAGAUUGCUUUAAUCUUUCUGAUCAUGAAAUGCCCAGAUGGAUUAAACAAGUGGAAUUAGACCCUAUUACUAAUUUAACUGCAGACUUUUUGAUACCUGAAGUGCUUGAUAUCAAGCCUGGGGAGAUCAGAAUUGGAUUGGAUUUCAGUGUAGGAACUGGAACUUUUGCAGCCAGGAUGAAGGAGUUCAAUCUCACAGUAGUGUCAGCUACUGUCAAUCUUGGCGCACCUUUUAGUGAAAUGAUAGCUCUAAGAGGGCUUGUUCCUCUAUACUUAACAAUAAAUCAGAGGAUCCCAUUCUUUGAUAAUACUCUGGAUAUAAUUCACACAACAAGGUUUCUUGACGGAUGGAUCGAUUUUGUGCUCCUGGACUUUAUAUUAUAUGAUUGGGAUAGAGUUUUGAGGCCUGGGGGAUUGCUUUGGAUUGACAGUUUUUUCUGCUUGAAGGAGGAUUUGAGUGAUUACUUGGAGGCCUUUAAGGUGCUAAGAUAUAAGAAGCAUAAAUGGGUGAUUGUUCCAAAGCGAGAUAAAGAUGAUCGAGAGGUCUUUUUCUCUGCUAUAUUAGAGAAACCACCAAGACCAUUCCGAUGAUCAAGUGA
Molecule: messenger RNA, 1304 nt
Organism: Pistacia vera
Lineage: Eukaryota; Viridiplantae; Streptophyta; Magnoliopsida; Sapindales; Anacardiaceae
Exons: 2
Coding region: 100-1296 (398 amino acids)
Molecular function (GO): methyltransferase activity
Source: RefSeq, a predicted model, not a curated record